Messenger RNA from Cydia splendana, 1061 nucleotides. RefSeq lists its product as uncharacterized. The transcript is spliced from 2 exons. The record is from RefSeq and is a predicted model, not a curated record. NCBI's taxonomy places the organism in Eukaryota, Metazoa, Arthropoda, Insecta, Lepidoptera, Tortricidae. Bases 183 to 1061 code for a protein of 292 amino acids.
GAAAUCAUUAAUCUAAUGUCUCACUACUGUCACCAAUAUGAUGUAUGUUGUGUUAAUGUCGCAAGAGUCACUCAUACUAAUGACUUCAACGCUAUUAGGGAAUGAAGCGAUGUUUCUGUUGUUAUCAUAAUUGAUGGAGCAUUCGUUCUCCGGCUUGAGUGGUGUACGUGGUCCCUGUCGCCAUGGCGUCCCCAACGACACUCUUUAAUAAUUUAGUUCAAGAAGAAGAAAAUUGCUACAUCGAUACUGUAUCGAAGGCCUACCUUUGGAUGGAAGUGGUGUUAGGCCUCAACAGGCUGGUCUUAUCCCUUAAAAUAAAACCGUAUUUUAUUUUAUUGGCAUUUGCGUACAGUAUUUUUUGCUUUGCCAUUGUAAUUUACAACGCAUUCUCUUUUUACCCUUUGUUCAUGGGUGACCAUCUUGACAUAGGGUUAGAUAUCAUACACUAUCUAUUGGGUGUCGUAUUGAGUUCAAUAGUUUGGAAGCGAUUACAGCAUUAUUAUCUGAAGUUACAGUAUUUUGACACGACAAUCGGUUGCAGACCAAAAAUAUCAUCGUCAUCAGUCAAAAACUUAAUUCUUUUGUGUAUUGCGGUAUCUCUGUCGAUUCUUAUAGUACCGUAUGAAUGGUAUAUGUUCGACAAACUUGUCUUUUCACUUAUACUUUUACCGGUGCGUCUUUUAUUUCUAAUUGAUAUUCAUUUCUACGGACACCUGCUGAGCCUGCUUGUCCCGCGACUCCGACUGAUCAAUUAUUAUAUGAAAAUGUCAUUGAGCCACCAAAGUAAAGUGAUAGCUCCAAAAAUUGAAGAAUUGACAUUCAAGAGUGUUAUUUUGGAGUCUCAAAAUUGUCAAAUGAAAAAACUGAUGGACCUUUACUGUAUGAUAAUCAACGCGUACGACCUACUCAUUGAUGCUAUCAAGUGGCAGUUUGUAAUGGUGCUAACUGCGUUGUUUAUGUCCAUUCUUAUUUUUUCAUACAACACCGCUUUGAUUGUAAUACGUAGCGAAGUAAGUACAUUGUCUAUUAUUAUUUAUUUAUCAGAUUUGUUAGUAGUGUAG